Molecule: messenger RNA, 5402 nt
Organism: Cottoperca gobio
Lineage: Eukaryota; Metazoa; Chordata; Actinopteri; Perciformes; Bovichtidae
Gene: garem1
Product: GRB2 associated, regulator of MAPK1
Exons: 6
Coding region: 240-2858 (872 amino acids)
Biological process (GO): cellular response to epidermal growth factor stimulus; epidermal growth factor receptor signaling pathway
Molecular function (GO): proline-rich region binding
Source: RefSeq, a predicted model, not a curated record
CUGAUGCAGCCGUCGCGAGCUAAACAAACAUGUCUCCUCUACAUUAUGAGACAACGGACCUUAAUGAUACUUAGGCAAAUGAAAAGGGAAAUAUGCGACGAUCAAUAAGAAACGUGCCAAACAUAAAACUGUCGAUGGAGAGUUUAUAUAUUAUUCAGUUAGUUAGCUUAGUGUAGCAUUUUGUGAUCGUGUUUACAACUGCUAGUUAGCUCUCCAGUUGGCUAAUAUAAGCUAGCAAAAUGGACCUUGGAACAAUGUUGUACAAUAAUUUAAAAGAUGUUACAUGGAGCACGACGUCCUUACCAUUAGAUCAACUUGUCAGUGCUUAUAGGUUGCCUCAAAUUGCCAAACUGGAUAACGGCCAGUUGGUUGAAGGACUCAGAGACAAAGACUACCUCUUGAUUCAUUCCUGCCGUCAGUGGACGACUAUUACUGCUCACAGUCUGGAAGAGGGACACUAUGUCAUUGGACCCAAAAUAGAGAUCCCAGUGCACUAUGAAGGUCAGUUUAAGCUACUGGAGCAGGACAGAGAUGUCAAGGAGCCUGUGCAGUACUUCAACAGCGUGGAGGAGGUGGCCAAAGCAUUCCCUGAAAGGGUAUACGUCAUGGAAGAAAUCACUUUCAAUGUUAAGAUGGCUUCAGGCGAAUGCAAUGAAGAUACUGAAGUUUACAACAUAACACUAAGCACCGGUGAUGAACUGACGUUAAUGGGCCAGGCUGAGAUCCUAUAUGCCAAGAGCUCCAAAGAAAAAUCAAGAUUCAACACAAUUUUUAAGAAGAUUGGGAAGCUCAAUUCCAUCAGUAAGAUCGGUCGAAGCAAGAUGCCAUGCUUGAUCUGCAUGAACCAUCGCACCAAUGAGAGCAUCAGCCUGCCUUUCCAGUGCAAAGGCAGGUUCAGCACCUGCAGUCCACUGGAGCUUCAGAUGCAGGACGGCGAGCACAUCAUCAGGAACAUUGUGGAGAAAACCCGUCUCCCUGUCAAUGUCACAGUACCCAACAGUCCACCCCGCAACCAUUAUGACAUCCAUCUCAUCCGUGAGGGUCAUCGCUACAAAUUGGUCAACAUUCAGACCAAGACGGUGGUUGUGUGCUGCAUCUUGCGAAGCAACAAAAUUAUCCCCAUCCAUUUUCCCUUUCAUAUGACCAUGCCUAGAUGUAUUAUUCCAGAAGAACUGCUGCAAGGAGAACUGUGGCUAGAGACUAUGGUACAUCGCUGGUUCUCCUUCUGCCAGGAUCAGUUUGACAUAGACGACUAUUCUCGUGCCGUCCGGGAUGUGCGGACAGACUGGAACGACGAUGGUAAGAGCCCUAAGAAAAGCAGCGGGAAUGGAAGUUGCAGUGGAAGCAGCGGAGGCAGCAACAGCUCCAACGGUUGUACAAACCACAUGCAGAUUCCCAGCUCUUUAACUUACGCUCGGGAUGAACUCACCCAGUCCUUCCACCGACUAUCUGUGUGUGUGUACGGCAGCAACCUGCACGGUAACAGUGAGGUUAAUUUGCAGGGCUGUAUGACGUUGUGUGGAGAUUGGGCUCUUCUGCCCUCAGAUAGUAUCCCUUCAGACUCAGGAGAAAAUGAACACUUUUUCCCCGAACUGAUGGAGAGCUCAAACCAACCAACAUCCCUCAACAAGUCAGACGUUCCCUAUGAGGAGCUGUGGUUGGAUCAGUUGAGAGGUCAGAUCCCAAAACCUUCUGUCAGUGAGGGAAUUCGAAGCACCAACAAUGGCUGUGGCACAACAACAGCCCUGUCAUACCCAGUCACUUGUCCUCUUGGUGCAACACCCAGUGCCGAUGCAGCUCUUACUCCUCCACCGGUUCCACCCAAGUCUGAAGCUGUGAAGGAAGAAUGCCGACUUUUGAAUGCCCCACCAAUUCCUCCACGAAGUUUGAAACAAAUGCCAUCGAUGCCCAUCCCGUCGAAGCCUCGGCAGCAAGAGACUCGGUCUCCAAGUCCGACCCUCUCCUAUUAUUCUUCUGGUCUUCACAACAUUAUCGGAGCAUCUGAGCAGGAGGCGGCCGACCCACAAGAACAGAGCCAUGUGUGCUACCCCUGUAAUUGGGUUAAAUCCAACAGCACUGAGCCAAAUGUUACGUGGCCCAGUAGUAGCCUGCCAUCAGAUGGGAUGUCUUCCAGAUUGUCUUGGCCAAAUAACUUCAGUGGAGGAGAAUCGCACUGCAUGGAGGAAUUUCUACCAUUUAGCUGUCGGAGUUACUACAGUUACCCCAGGAAAAGAUCCCUGAGCACCCAAAAAAGCUGCACAGCCAGCCUUCUGGACUUUGAUGGAGAGUACGCACACAGCAGUAAGGUCAGGACGCACAGCAGGUCGCAGAAAGCUGCUCUGCAUCAGUUCUGCACCAAAUCUUCAAGUUACAGUUCAGAAAUGUACAGAGACAAGCCAAUAGAAGAAUCUGACGCAAAGCAGAGCCUCUCUUGCCCCAUCUUGCCACCCAGAACACCGAAAUCAAAUGCCAUUAAGAAGUGCACAGAUUCACUGUCGGGAUCAGUCUGUGACAGUGAGCAGGAGACUUCAAAUUGCUCACUACCUCAACAUGAGCAGGGCGCAAAAGAGACAUCUGUCCUCUCUAACUCAUUAACUGCUAACUGUGCAUCCCUUUCUCCCGCUGCACAGUGGCAGCCCCCGUCCAGCCUGGCCGGUCUCUCUAUCGAGGAGGUGUCCAAAUCUCUAAGGUUUAUUGGCCUGCCAGAUGACAUUGUUUCUCUUUUUGUGUCCGAGAAGAUAGAUGGGAGUUUACUCCUGCAGCUCACUGAGGAGAUUUUGUCAGAGGACUUCAAGCUAAGCAAACUGCAGGUAAAGAAACUCAUGCAGUUCAUAAAUGGGUGGAGACCCAAGAUAUAGCUAACAGUAUGUAACACUAAUUCCUGUUAUAAAGCAGGGAACAUCAUGCCUUCAGUGUAUAUGCUAUGCACACCAAGCCACAAAGAGGUUUUGUUGUUGUAUAAUAUGAAUUCAUUUCCUUGUUACUAUAUUGUGGGGAAGUUGGGUAAUAUUAGCCCACUUAAAGUCUGUGACUGCUAUUUACUAACUGAAUGGAAUCCUUUGGCACUUUCAUGAAGACAUUUUCAUGUCAGCUACACACUGAUGUGACGCGAUGAGAAUAUUGUUUUAUUCUUUCCUUAAAGGGGAAUAUCACAACACUAUUCCCAGGAUUUUUAAAAGAGCACAAAAAACAGGAUAUACUAUUACCAUGUUAAAAAAACCCAAUGUGAAAGUAAUUUUUAUUUAAUAGUGGAUACACAAGUGGAAAUUUGGCUGCAUUUGGUAACUAAAAAAAAAAGGCUUGCUUGAUCCCAAGCUUGCAAUUAUGUAGUUAUGCACUUAGUCCUGCACCGUUUUCACGAGGUCAGCGAUGUAAUGGAGAAUGUUCAAUCAUUUCUAAACUAAACAGUCAAUUCACUUCUGUUGAAUGAAGUCAAGAGAUGCCUUCUGCUAACAAGUAUUAAGAUACAGUUUACUUGUUUUCUUUUAAAAAGAAAUGUACACUUUUGAGCACUUAAGCCGUAAGUUUAGUGGUAUCAUACUGAAGUACAGCUUCUUAUAAAAUGAACUGGUAAAACGGGACGGGACGACUUAAAUCUUAAAGUGUUGCCUGCAUUUAAACCAACUGAGCGUUGUUGGCCAUCGCAAAUCACAUCUGCAUUCUUGGUGUGAUAUUCUACUUUAAGGAACUAGAGUGAGCCAACUGAAAUGAUUAUCAUGGUCUCUCAUGUGCAACACGAUGUCAGAUUUGCCAACUCUUCCUUAUGCAAAGUCUUAUUUCUAUUUGAUGCCUUUUUAUUCUAAAGUUAUUAUUAUAUAGCUCCUUGCUUUAACCGUAGACAUCUCUGCUAAAAGAUAACUUUGAGGUUAUCUGUAGCAGAAAAAAACCGGACUGAGGUCUAACAAUAUUAUGUCCUUACUCUAAAACUAACAUGGAAAUAACCGACGAUAGAUAAAGGACCAUGACGUUCUACAUAAAAUACAAAUUAUGCAUCAUGCACUUUGGUAGAUUUCAGCUUAAUUAAUUGCAGUUAAGAUUUUAAAUAUAAACAUAUAAAAGAAGAGUGUAUGUAGAGUAAAUGCGAUACGUGCUUUUUCAAAAACUAAAAUGGUACUUAUCUGUUCUCAUUGUAUGUGUCGUAAGUGUCCUCUAAUGCUAGUAAACGAUAGAUUUUCUGCGCCUUAACCCAGAGACCUUAAAAUAUAUAAUAUUUCGCUUUGGCUUAACAUUUUCAUUUGGUCAGUCUCUUGUCUUGAGAAUAUAGUGCUAACAUAAACGCCUCAACAUGAACAUGAGAGAAUGAUGUUAAGGGUGUAUUUCCUUGUGGCCUGAGAGGCAUGGGAGGAAAAAUAGAAAAUGAUCUGCUAAAAAGAAAUAUUGGUUUCUAUUUUAUUUUAUAUAUAUAUAUCCUUGAUUCAGAGUUGAUUUAUUUAUGCAGUAUUUAACAUGCAAAAUAUGCAGAAGAGGUAUUGUCAGACUGUUGGUAUGGCUGAUAAAUGAAGGUGCCUCAGCAACAACACAGUUCUGAUCUGUUGGCCAACAGCUGGUGUUUUUUUCCCCCCUGACACUUUUUGCAGUGGGUUGUUACAUAUUUUACUUGAUAUUUUUAUUUUUUAUGUAGUGCAAAUGUGAUUUUUAUAAAAGAAACUGAUUACUAAUAUUGAAAUUAUUUUUAUUGAGAAAAAAGCUUAUGUUCAAAUUUCAGUUUUUUUUUAUUCUGUACAACAUAGGUUCUACUUUAUAAAUCCAUUAAUUAAAAUAAAACUUGGCCACGAGGAUAAACACAUCCCCUGCAAGCCUCCGUCACUACAAAAAAAACAAUGUUAAUAAGCCAUGUGUUCAGGUCAUUUUCCAGAUUUCCAUGUAGCUUUGUCACAGUGAUCACUUUCUAUGUGCCCCUUGGCAUUAUUAUUAUUAUUAUAUGGUAAUUAAUGUCCUAUGCAAUAGCUAUGGCAAUCCAAACAGACCAUGAGAAGGAACAACUAAGCAAGGGAUGAAAAUCGUCAAUUGUACUUAAAUAAUUCUGAGUAAACUGUGAACACACGACAACAACUGACCCAGCCCCAUUAAUACACUAUCAUCACAGUCAACACUAAAGAGUAUUUCAUCGUGAUGUCUGUCCCCUCUGCACCGAGGCCCACAUGAACCAUUACCAUCUCUGUGCAAAGACACUGGUUUUGAUCACAUUUGGAAUAGUAGGUCAACUUUACUGAAAUCUUGAGUUAUGGAAAGUUAUCUUUCAAUUCAACUGUUGUCUCUAUUUCUGAUUGUAUUAUAUAUUAAAAAUCGAUUAACUGAUGUGCUUUUUCUUCAGUCAAGUAGUAGCGCUGUUUGUAUAAUAUGUAAUGUAAAUGUAUGUAAUGUUUGAAUAAUAUUAGAAUCAUAAACUAUAGAAAAAACAG